AUGACUACAAUAACUGUAGCAAAUGAACAAGAUAUAAUCAAGAAGUUAUCUUCUUACAUAGAAAAAAUUUCUAACGAUGCUAUUCACAAUCGCGGAAAAUUUUAUAUCGGUUUAUCAGGUGGUUCAGUGGUUAAGUAUUUAAGCGAAGGACUACCAAAAGUUAAUACAGACUGGUCUAAAUGGGUGCUAGCAUUCUGUGAUGAAAGAAUUGUGCCAGAAGAUAGUGAGGAUUCUACAUUUGGAGUAUAUAGCAGACAACUAAUACCAAAGACAUCACUGGAUAAAAAACAAUUUAUUACUAUUAAACAAGGAGUUAGUGCUAAUGAAGCCGCAAGGGAUUAUACUCAAAAGUUAACAGAUGCAUUUGGAGGUGAUGAAUUUAUAUUUGAUCUCCUAUUACUUGGCAUGGGCCCAGAUGGUCACACAUGUUCAUUAUUCCCUAACCAUCCUUUAUUGGAAGAAAGUAAUCUGAAAGUUGCUGCAAUAACUGAUUCUCCAAAACCUCCUCCUGAAAGGAUUACUCUGACUUACCCUAUCAUAAACAAUGCUAGAAAUUGCAUAUUUGCUGCCAGUGGAGCUGGAAAAGCGGAAAUGAUCAAGAAAAUUCUUAAAGAUAAAGAUGACUUACCUGCUGCAAGAGUAAAACCAAUCCAUGGUUCUGUAUAUUGGAUAGUUGAUGCCGCAGCCGCAAAAUAUUUAUAA
Pieris macdunnoughi is the source of this 702-nucleotide messenger RNA. Lineage: Eukaryota; Metazoa; Arthropoda; Insecta; Lepidoptera; Pieridae. The record is from the annotation of a GenBank genome assembly.